ACACCAACAACAGAAUGGUCACCAAAGACUCUGAACAGAACGUUCAAGUUCCUCCCGAUGUCUUCUGGAGAACCUGUUUGAGAGCAAAGCUGAGGGACGUGCUCGACAGAAAGUUGCCAUCAACAAAGACUUUCGAAGCUGUCGACACCAAUGUUGUCGUAUCCGUCACUGAUCGAUCACAGCGCGAUCUUGUCAAACGAUUUGAUGAGCUUGAUAUAGAUUGGUCAAUGUUGGAAGCGCAACUACAGACGUGGAGCCAUUUAACCAGCAUAGGGAAAAGUCUAAGAAUCGACUUGUCAUUCAACUACAUGCAGACACGUCUGCCAAGUGAAAGAUCAGCUCGACAACGGCCCGCUCGAGGACGGCCAUCGGUCUCUGACCAGAUGCUGUCCGACCGAGGUCUACAAAUCAGCACUGAGAGAUCCAGCACUGGUGUGUCGCCAGUUUGGCCAGAUGUGUACAACCUGAUGCGGUGUACUGGCCCGCCUUGCCGCGUGGGCCCUUACUGCUGGCGCGAUGCAACAACCAACAAACACUACAGGCUGAAGACGCACCAUCUGAGAACACUCGUCGAGCACGUAGAACAGGGUGGCGAAUUGCGGUGCCACGACGAUGUGCCCGACUUUCUUCAACAGCAGCUAUAUGUAGAAGAACAGUAACACCGAAAGCGUCAACGGAGACGGACAAAGUUCUCAGCAGCCAGCAAUCUGACCGACCAUUCCGACAUAUCCGUGUCAGAGUCACCCCGGUUUCCUUUUCUCUCGCCGUCAACUUCGACGUCUGCGGCAUCCAUAUCAACCGGCCUCCGCAAUUCUCUCGACAUCCCAGGUCUGCGCGACGAUGCCAUGCGCAAGUACUGCGACUGGCAGUGCUCCAAGGUUCGAGAUGAGGACCUCAAGCUGGCCUUCAGAACGGCUUGCGAUCUGGCUCUCAAGGAUGGCCUUGACCUCGAGCUAAUACACAAAGACCCAAACACCAGUGUUUUUAUUCAAGGCGGGGUAAGAAGGGGAAUAGCCGUUAGGUUUGUUAGCGACGUUGAGAACUGGGUUAAAUGCUACAGCUACGACUGAGCCUGAGCUUUCGCCGUCGGGCGACCCCCUAUAGCACUACGGCUCCUCGAUCCUAUACCC
Colletotrichum phormii is the source of this 1130-nucleotide messenger RNA. RefSeq lists its product as uncharacterized. The record is from RefSeq and is a predicted model, not a curated record. The transcript has a single exon. Lineage: Eukaryota; Fungi; Ascomycota; Sordariomycetes; Glomerellales; Glomerellaceae. Bases 15 to 659 code for a protein of 214 amino acids.